Esox lucius (northern pike) is the source of this 4217-nucleotide messenger RNA. RefSeq names its product protein-serine O-palmitoleoyltransferase porcupine. The record is from RefSeq and is a predicted model, not a curated record. The transcript has 13 exons. The coding region runs from base 542 to 1891 and encodes 449 amino acids. Lineage: Eukaryota; Metazoa; Chordata; Actinopteri; Esociformes; Esocidae. Gene Ontology annotation, biological process: canonical Wnt signaling pathway; lipid modification; protein palmitoylation. Gene Ontology annotation, molecular function: palmitoleoyltransferase activity; Wnt-protein binding. Gene Ontology annotation, cellular component: membrane; endoplasmic reticulum.
AGAAUAGAGUGAACAUCGGAAAGUUGGAUUGGUGUCAGCUACAAUCGGCUACAAAAGUUAGAGAGUUACAGUUGGAGAGAUACCUUAGAUACCACCCAGUAGGUGGCAGUAAAAAGGCCUCUGGGAGAUGAGGUUCCUGAUAGACGAGCAAUGAAAUACUGUUUAAAACCGGUCUACAGCUACAGAAAGAGUGCUUUGGACAUUACACGUUACCAAUGACAUGCUAGUUUUGUUACUUAAAAUAUAUAUUAUGUUGCUGUUCUCUAUGAAUUGUGACACACUGCACUGUCCCCUGGUGGACAAUGUAACCAGUUUUUAUGUUAAAUGAUUAUAUUUCGAAAUCCAGUACCAAUGUCUUGUAAGGUGCUUUGCACGAGUUUUUAUUUUCCUAAAUGAAGAUAUGAAUUCUUAAACAUCUCAAUUUACAGUAGGAGACGAGGGAUCUCGGACAUUGGCCAGUUUAUUAGUACAAGACGAAUAGGACAAGAAUCAGAUAAGUGAAAACUUUUCAGAGUCAUCUAGGGAGCGGUGAGGCAACAUCAUGGAGUUCAGCAGGAUGGAGUUCUUCAAGGAGUUAGGGGAGAGUUGUGUUCUCCCUACAGCCCAGCAGGGAGUGGAACAGGUCUGGCAGCUGUUGCUCCUUUGCUUGCUCUUCUGCCUGCUCUGCAGGCUGGGUCUCUCGUCCUCUCUGAAACAUCUGGGCUCAGUGGCAGCUGGUCUAUAUGCUCUCUACCUGUUCUUUGAGCAGUCAAUGGUCUGGGUCUUACUACUCAGUCUACUCUGCUACACUGUCCUGUUCCUCAACCGCAACUCCAGCAGCCGAGGGAUCUUCCUCUCCGCCACCAUCCUCAUCUAUCUACUCAUGGGAGAGCUGCAUAUGAUUGACAGCGUGACCUGGCAUAAAAUGCGAGGUUCUCAGAUGGUGGUGGCUAUGAAGGCCAUCUCUCUAGCGUUUGACCUGGAUAGAGGCACUGUUCUUGCAUUGCCCAGUCCUCUUGAGUUCACAGGCUACAUUGUCUUUGUGGGCACGGUCAUCUUUGGGCCCUGGAUCAGCUACUCAAGCUACAAGGAGGCCAUUGAGAGUCACAAGCUGAGUUUGUCUUGGCUCCAGAGAUUUUCAGUAAGCUGGGUGAAAUGUCAGGUGUGCUUGGUUAUAUCCAACUGCAUUGCCCCAUACCUCUUCCCUUAUUUCAUUCCAAUCCAUGGGAGCAAAGGACUGCGCAUUUGGCUACACGCCUAUGAGAAUGCUGUAUCCUUCCACUUCAGUAACUACUUUGUGGGCCAUCUUAGCGAAAGUACUGCUUUGCUGGCAGGAGCAGGUUUUACUGAAGACAAGGACAAUGUCAAAUGGGAUCUGAAAGUAGUUAAGCCACUCAAUGUUGAGUUGCCCAGGUCCAUGGUCCUGGUAGUGACCUCCUGGAACGUUCCAAUGUCUCGCUGGCUCAACACAUAUGUUUUCAAAAGUGCUAUGAAACUUGGCACCUUUCCUGCCGUCAUUGUGACUUACACAGCCAGUGCUCUGUUACAUGGCUUUAGCUUCCAUCUUGGGGCAGUGCUGCUGUCGCUGGGCUUCAUAACCUAUGUGGAACAUGUUCUGAGGAAGAGGCUGGCAGCCAUCUUUAGUGCCUGUAUUCUGUCCAAACGUUGUUCUACUGAUUGCCAUCAUCAGCACAAGAAGGAUCUUUGGGUUUAUGGGAUCAACCUGGCCUUCAGUGCCAUGGCCAUCUUCCACCUGACAUACCUGGGCUCCAUGUUUGAUGCUGAUAUAGACAACUUGGCUGCGGAGGAGGGUUAUGCGGCCAACCACACCAUUCAGAAGUGGUCCGAGUUGGGCUGGGCCAGCCACUGGCUGGUGUUUGGCUGCUGGCUAUUUUAUCGUCUCCUCCUUUGAGCUCAUUGGACAAAGGUUGGAAAUUAUCACCCAAAAAAAGGAUUGAAUUGAUUGGUCAUCUUACCUGCUGUCGUUGGCUCUGACUGUUGGCUCUGACUGUUGGCUCAGACUUGAUGGACGCAUUGGAAUGAGGAGCCUGGACCAUUUUUACACUCCAUGACAGUCACACACUUGUUCAUAUCUAGGAUGUAUCACACUGUUAAAACUGAGAACCAUCAGUAUGCUGAAAGUGUUUUAGUGGCAUCUGUUGUGGUUACUGUUCCUUUGCAGGGCUUGGUAGUUUGAUCACACGCAAUCAUUGUUGGAAUACAGUCAUGUGAAAAUAUAAUUACACAGCCUUGAUAGUAUAAUUUUUUCAAAAACAUUUGGAUUUAAGGAUAUUUAAUCUCCACUUAAUCUCAACACUACUGACAGAUAAAGGUAAACUAAUUUAAUAAAUGACAUUUAAAGAUUAUACUUUACAAUCAUUUAUUCAUAAAAAAUAAAAUCAACAACAUUUUUAUGUCAUAGUGUAGAAAAAAAGAUUUACACCCCUAGCCUCAAUAUGUGGUGUUGCCCCCUUUGGAUGAAAUUGCUUAAUGUAUCUGUUUCUUGUCACUAUUAGUCUCUUACAUAACCUGGGGAUUUUUGCCUACACUGCAGUACUGCUUCACCUUUAUUAUGUUUUAGGAUUUUUUUGCAUGCACAGCCUGCUGCAAGUCCCCCAAAAGCAUUUUGAUAUGAUUGAAAUCUGAAUUUAGACAUUCUUUUGCUUGUGUAUUUUGGAUCAUUGUCUUUAGCAAAAUCCAUUUUUGGUUCAGCGUCCGCUUUUUAACAAAUAGCCUCACAUUCCGCUCAAACGUUAUUUGUUAGAAUAUGAAAUUAAUGGUUGUCUCAAUGAGGGCAAGUUGAACAGGUUGUGAGGCAGCAAAUCAGCCCCAAACCAAAAUUCCACCUCCUCCAUGUUUUACAGUUGGUAUGAGGUUCCUCUGUUUAAGGGCAGUGUUUUGUCUGGCAUUACAGCCAAACAACUCCACCUUUGACUCAUCUGUCUGGAGCACAUUGUUCCAGUAGUGUUGGUCUUUACACAGGUGGUGUCCAGCAAACAUUACUUGUGUCUUGAUAUUUUUCUUUAUUUUGUAGCAUAGGCUUCUUCCUCCCAUGUGGGCCACGUUUGUGCAGUCUCUUUCUGACUUUUGAAUCUUGGACUUUGAUGUUGAUUGUGGCAAGAGAGACUUGCAGAAAUCUUGAUGUGACCCUAGGGUACUUCAAGACUACAAUAUGGGCAUUUUUCGGUCAGCUCUUAGGCUGAAUUUGGUGAGAUUACCUAUUCUAUGUAGAUUGGCAGUAAACUGGAAUUUUCUUCAUUUGUAGAUGAUCUGUCAACCCGUGGAAUUAUGUAUUUCCAAUUGCUUGGAAAUGGCUUUGUAACAUAGGCAUCAACAAUCUUUCUUCUGAGGGCCUCGAAUAGUAGUUUUUUUGGCAUUGUGUUAACACACAUCCAUAUGGUUAAGGCCAAACAGGACCAAGUUCCUAUUCUUUAUGGAAGGCUCUACCCUCCCUGAUUACUCUAAUUAUUUUUCCAAUAAUUUGCCUGUUUUGGCACACCUGGUACACAACAUUUAUGUAUUGGUAAAAUGGUACACCUUUGUCUGCAAAUGUAAAUGUGUUUUCCUCCAAUAUCUAAGUAUGUUGGAACAAUUACAACUUUCCAGGGAGUGUAUGUACUUUUUUUUAGGUGACUGUAAUUACACUGCUACAUUUUGCUUAGACAGUCAACCUUUAGUAUGGCUCUACUGUGUACUCCACAUUUUUUUUUAUCGUUUAGAAAUGUAAAUGCAUCCUAGUCUCUAUAUUUCGACCAGUGUUGUAUUACAUUUUGUAAAAGGUACAAGGUCCCAUAUUUUUAGCACACAGUGAAAACAUUAAAUGUGUGUCUAAAACAUUUAUUUUUGAGUUUUUAUUGUUUUCAGUUAUGAUUUUUCUAAAUAACAAUAUUGAAUGUUUCUGAAAACUUCUAUGUGGAGAAUUGUAAAUAAUGAUUUGUCAUGAUAAUUUAGAGAUGCACAGUGAUCUGCCCCUCAAUAACUUGAAUAGGGUAAACUUAUUUGGGGCCACUGUUGUGAACUACUGGUCUAAAGGUCAGAGAGAAGCCGGAUCUGCCAGGGCGUAAUUUAAACUACAGUGCCUUUGGAAAGUAUUCAUACCCUUUCUACACAUUUUCUGGUCUUGUUAAUUGUAUACAGUAUUAUGUGCUCUGAUGUCCUGGAGUAGGUAGAGGCAAUUUGGAUGUGCAUCCUGAAAUCUUUGGAUUGAAUGAAACAUUUUUGUACAGGUUUUAAAAUCA